AUGCUUCCUCAGCAUCAUGGGUCAUCGCACUCUCAUCAUUCGCACCAUCAUGAUCAUGCACAUGGUAGUCAUCUACACAAUCACUCUCAUCACAGCAUCCACGGCGUCAACAACAUCGACAACACCAACAACAUCAACAACAUCACCAACAUCACCAACAUCAACAACAUCACCAACAGUAUCAACGACAGCACAUCAACAACACCAACCGAAGACACCGAGCACAGAUGCUGCUGGUUGGUAUCAGAAGACAGCGUAUGUGCGCAAAUAUUUGAGUCGACCCGCGCACUGUCAGCGCACAUUGUGGCCGAGCACGUCGGCUCGCGCAAGCAGGAAUACACAUGUUUCUGGAAAGGCUGCGAGCGCAACACGCGGCCGUUUUCGCAGCGGCAGAAGAUCAUACGGCAUCUACAGAUCCACACGCACGACCGGCCGUUCGAGUGCCGGGUGUGUGGGCGGCGGUUUGCGGAUCAAGGCGUGCUGGCGCAGCAUGAGCGGAUUCAUUCGGGGGAGAAGCCGUUUGAGUGCAAGAUGUGCGGGAAGCGGUUUGCGGCGAGCACGGCGCUGUCGGUGCACUUGCGGAUACACACGGGCGAGAAGCCGCUGCAGUGCAAGUGGCCAGGGUGCGGGCGGCGGUUUUCAGAGUCGUCUAAUCUGGCGAAGCAUAUGAAGACGCAUACGAACGAGAAGAAGUACAAGUGCGAGGUUGACGGGUGCGGGAAGGAGUUUCUACGGCAUGACCAGUAUGUUAGGCAUUUGAAGACCCAUCGGAGUGAGAGCGAGGAGGGCGGGUGUGAAGGGCCUCGGGCGCAUGUCAAGGGAAUGAUUAAGCAGGAGGGGACGGUGGUUGAUGGGUUUGGACGGACGUUACAGGGCAGGGUCAAUGUGUAUGUGUAG
Molecule: messenger RNA, 897 nt
Organism: Myxozyma melibiosi
Lineage: Eukaryota; Fungi; Ascomycota; Lipomycetes; Lipomycetales; Lipomycetaceae
Exons: 1
Coding region: 1-897 (298 amino acids)
Biological process (GO): regulation of transcription by RNA polymerase II
Cellular component (GO): nucleus
Molecular function (GO): RNA polymerase II cis-regulatory region sequence-specific DNA binding; DNA-binding transcription factor activity, RNA polymerase II-specific
Source: RefSeq, a predicted model, not a curated record